AUGAUGAUGACGCAGCCGUUUCCUGCCCACCAAGGCAUGCCGCAACAUGGGUUUCCCCCCGGUCACCCAAUGGCCGCGCAACAUCCAAAUGGACACCCGGGCGCUGGAAUGGUACAGCAAAUGCAUCCUGGCGUCUCUGCGCCGGGAGGACCUCAAGUCAGCCAAGCGGGCCCGAUGAUGGGCGGCAUGCCCCCGGGCGCUGGGGCAGUUGGUCCUGGUGGCCCCGGCCCAAAUGCUCAUGCCCUCUCCCACCUGAAUCCCGCGCAGGCGCAUAUGCUUCAGAACCCCCAAUUCCAACAAAAUUUUGCGAAUAAUCCCCAUCUAUUACAUCAGCACCAGCAACAGCAACAGCAACAAUUAAUGCGGCAACGAAUGAUGCUCCAGCACCAGCAGCAACAACAGCAGCAGCAACAGCACCACCAGCAGCAGCAACACCAGCAACAGCAGCACCAGCAGCAGCAACAACAACAGCAGCAACAGCAACAGCAGCAACAACAACAACAUCAACACCAACAGGGUCUUCCCGUAUCAAUGCCUAAUGGUACUCAAGGACUUAAUGCUGCGCAAAUGGCUGCAAUGCAAGCGAACCCUGGAAUGCGACCCGUUAAUAUGAUGCACCUUCAGCAGCAAAUGCCACAUGGCCAGCCGCCAAGUCUCCAACAGCAGCAGCAAUUUUUCGCUAUCCAGCAGGCUCAGCAGCAGGCGCAGCAGCAGGCUCAAUAUGCUCAACAACAGGGGAAUAAUGGACCGUCAGGCCAGCAUACCCCGCAGCGUACAUCAGCACAACCUCCGAAUAUGCACGAACAGAGUGCCACCCCACAGUCGCAACAUGGCGGGCCAGGAGGCGGCACACCGCAACCCUCUCAAACUUCUCAGCCGCCAUCCACUCAACCACCACAAUCGCAGGGAUUGCCCCAAGGCCAGGGAACUCCUAAUCCCCCACCGCAGCAAUUGCCACAAUCUCAACAGCCGGGUCAACAGGGCCAGGCUGGCCCGCAGCCGCAGCCGCAGCCUUCUCAGAGUUCCCAGGGCCAUCAGCCGGGUCCUCAGAAUCAGCAGAUGAUGGCCCAGGAGGCUCAAAUGAAGGCACAGCAGCACCAAAAUGCUCUUAUGAUGCAGCAACAACAACAGCAGCAGCAAAGGAAGAAUAACGCAAUAUUGACCAUUCAUGCCUAUGCCGAACAUUUGGGAAACUUCCAAUCCCGCAAUGAAGCACAGGAUCUUCUAUAUUGGCAAUCGUUUGUCGAGCGGUUCUACUCCCCUGUAGGUGUCUUGAGGCAGGGUGUUUGGAACAACACGAUUGGAUCUAAACAAUUCGAAAUUGCGACACCCGCACUGGCACGUUAUUAUUUGACCCAAUUCACUAGCGGAAUUAGUCAAAUUCAGAUGGUGGUGGAAGGUGCUCGCGAGCGGGAAUCCCACAAUGGAGGGCAUUACGUUGAAGCGCCAAAAUGUUCAUUCAUUUAUUGGUUCAAGAAUGAGUGCCAGCUUUUCACCAACGGCACGCUGCGCGCGCACUUCGAUAUGCACAACAAGCUUGAGAUGCUCGAUGUUAAUGUCGUCAGCCACAACGAGUUCAUUCCACGGUCGUUGUUGUUGGCCAUGGAGGCGGAUUCCCAAAAGCAAAGUCCGAAGGUCACAAAGAACUCAAAACGUGCCCAGCCUAAGCAAACGCCGUCAUUGGUGCCAGAUUCAAAAGUGACUGCCAACGGCGUGCCAACUCCAGUCAUGGGAUUCAUGGAAGUAGCUGAAACCAUUUCUGCGAUGCAAAUGUUGUUCCAGUUUUCUCAGGCAAAUCCGCAGUUAUCACCUCCUGACGCUUUACGGAAUCUUGUCAGCACCCUCCAAUCACAAAAUCCCAAUCCUGGCUUUGUAUCGACUCCCAUGCCCAUGAACCAGGGCAUGAACCCAGGCAUGAAUCCAGGAAUGAAUCCAGGCAUGAAUCCAGGCAUGAAUCCGGGCAUGAACCAGGGCAUGAACCAGAACAUGAAUCCGGGUAUGAACCAGGGUAUGAAUCCGGGUAUGAAUCCAGGCAUGAAUCCAGGCAUCAAUCCGGGCAUGAACCCGGGCAUGAGUCCGGGUAUGAACCCAGCUAUGAACCCAGGCAUGAAUCCAGGCAUGAACCCAGGCAUGAACCCAGGCAUGAAUCCGGCGAUGCACCCAGGCAUGAGUCCGGGCAUAAAUCACGCGAUGCACCCAGGCAUGAGUCCGGGCAUGAAUCACGCGAUGCACCCAGGCAUGAAUCCCGGUAUGAAUCCCGGUAUGAACCCAGGCAUGCAACCCAUGCAAAAUGUUCGGGGACAUAGCAUGGGCGCUCCAUCACAGUUCGCCUCGCCUGCCAUGGCUCAUCUUGGUCUCCCCGGGCAGCAAGGCUCGCCUCAUCUGACUGGUUCAGCACAUCCGAGCCCAGCCCAAAGCAACCUUGCCGGCCCCCCUGGAAUGCAACCACCAAUGCAUCCGUCCCCAGCCGGCGUGAACAACAGUCCAAAUGUAGGUGGCAACAAACGCCGCCGGGCGAGCACCGUCAAAAUGGAAUCCGAGGACGGUGGUGGAGUCGAAGCUAACGGUGCUCCGCAGCAGGGCUCAGCGAAAGUAAAGGCUAGCCCUCGGGUGCCGAAGCGACAAAAGGGUGCCGCCGCCUAA
This is a messenger RNA of Penicillium roqueforti, 2643 nucleotides long. RefSeq lists its product as uncharacterized. The record is from RefSeq and is a predicted model, not a curated record. The transcript is spliced from 3 exons. Bases 1 to 2643 code for a protein of 880 amino acids. Lineage: Eukaryota; Fungi; Ascomycota; Eurotiomycetes; Eurotiales; Aspergillaceae. Gene Ontology annotation, cellular component: nucleus; transcription regulator complex. Gene Ontology annotation, biological process: negative regulation of transcription by RNA polymerase II; positive regulation of transcription by RNA polymerase II.